Molecule: messenger RNA, 339 nt
Organism: Penicillium diatomitis
Lineage: Eukaryota; Fungi; Ascomycota; Eurotiomycetes; Eurotiales; Aspergillaceae
Product: Spo12 family protein
Exons: 3
Coding region: 1-339 (112 amino acids)
Source: RefSeq, a predicted model, not a curated record
AUGGACUCAACGACAGCACACACCCAGCCUCUGGCCGAUCGUCCCACAAAUACGCAUCUUGCCAACGCUUCAUCUGGCGACAAGUUUGACUCCAAGGCUGAUCUGUCAUCGAUGGAUUUCCACCGCCAGGCCCUUCAGGCGAAGCUGGAUGGCGGCGAAAAACAGUCAAACGCCUACGUUUCUCCAUCGGACGAUAUCAUGAGCCCCUGUACGAAGAAGUUGAGCGACAUCAAGAGCAAGCGGUUCAAGAACGCUGGCAAGCCUCAGUCUCUCUUCGCAAAGCUGGGCAAGAAGAGUUACGAGCAAUCAUCAGCUGGGCAGACUCAAGCCACUGAUUAG